AUGUCUGACCUGGAGUUUGGUGGCAUGUCCAUAAAGGAGGUGGAAAUGGACGGCAAGUACAAACCGCCGCAGCCUCACUGGUACGAGCUGUAUGCCCAGCCCUGCGUGGCCGAGCUCCUGGGCUCGGCGUUGUUCAUCUUCAUCGGGUGCGCGUCAGUGAUUGAGAACGUGGACGGCACGGGGAGGCUGCAGCCCGCCCUGGCGCAUGGGUUGGCUCUUGGGCUCAUCAUCGCCAUUUUGGGAAACAUCAGCGGUGGCCAUUUUAACCCAGCUGUCUCCUUGGCCGCGUGGCUGAUUGGUGGGCUGAACAUCAUGCUGCUCAUCCCUUACUGGAUCUCCCAGCUGUGUGGGGGGCUGAUCGGAGCUGGCCUGGCAAAGGUUAUGACAGCAAAUGACAGAUACAUAAACGCCACUGGAGCGGCUUUCACUAGCAUCACAGACGACGGGCAGAUCCCCUCCGCCCUUGUGGGUGAGAUUGUCAUGACCAUGUUCCUGGUCUUAGCCGUCUGCAUGGGAGCCAUCAAUGAAAAAACCAGCAGCCCUUUGGCACCUUUCUGCAUUGGUUUCACUGUCACCGCUGACAUCCUAGCUGGAGGCGCUAUAUCGGGGGCUUGCAUGAACCCUGCCAGAGCUUUUGGGCCAGCGCUGGUAGCAAACUACUGGGACUAUCACUGGGUUUACUGGGUAGGGCCCAUGGUAGCCAGCCUGCUAGCUGGUGCAUUGAUAAGGCUCCUGAUUGGCGAUAGGAAAAUCCGCCUGCUCCUGAAGUGA
Messenger RNA from Emys orbicularis (European pond turtle), 771 nucleotides. It is a transcript of the gene AQP8, whose product is annotated as aquaporin 8. The transcript has 5 exons. Gene Ontology annotation, cellular component: plasma membrane. The coding region runs from base 1 to 771 and encodes 256 amino acids. Gene Ontology annotation, molecular function: water channel activity. Gene Ontology annotation, biological process: transmembrane transport; water transport. The record is from RefSeq and is a predicted model, not a curated record. NCBI's taxonomy places the organism in Eukaryota, Metazoa, Chordata, Testudines, Emydidae.